Molecule: messenger RNA, 2992 nt
Organism: Priapulus caudatus
Lineage: Eukaryota; Metazoa; Priapulida; Priapulimorpha; Priapulimorphida; Priapulidae
Product: E3 ubiquitin-protein ligase ARIH2-like
Exons: 4
Coding region: 408-2117 (569 amino acids)
Biological process (GO): positive regulation of proteasomal ubiquitin-dependent protein catabolic process; protein polyubiquitination; ubiquitin-dependent protein catabolic process
Cellular component (GO): ubiquitin ligase complex; cytoplasm
Molecular function (GO): ubiquitin conjugating enzyme binding; ubiquitin protein ligase activity; zinc ion binding
Source: RefSeq, a predicted model, not a curated record
UGCAUCACAGAGGCAGCAAGCAGUGAUCGCCUGUAACUACGACCAAAAUCGAACGGUAUAAAUGCGCCAGAUGGACGAAUCGGCACACAUUCACACGUGUCUGCGUGUGCAUGUGCGUGUGUGACGUAUGUGACGCUAAUAUAGCGUGUGCUGAUCGGCUAUCCGUAACGCCGUACAGCCGGUUUACAGCGGAGACAGAGUUUCCAAAACCCGAGGCUAGAUCGCGCAGGGAACGCUGUGGAUGCUGCUGACAUCCCGUGAUCGAUACGGCAUCCUCGCGUAAGUCGCGUCUCCACCAACGCGGCGAAUAAGUGGCAACGCGCGCGUAAAGGUCGACGCGUACAGCGGAGGCAGCACGUACCGCACGCGCACACAUACACGCGGGGCUUCGCAUUCACAACCCCGAGAUGGCGGACGCACAAACAUGGCCGCAGUUUUUACUGCGCAUACAGCUUCCCGUCGAGAGCGAGCGACCGCAGGAUCCGACAAUCGACGACGGGCUGCCUCUCGCGGCGGGAUGCUCGGGUUCAAGGUCGCCCAUCCGGCGCCGCUUCCGGCAACCCGUGACGGCUGACGAGGCGGGAUUUGUCCCGAGGGAUGCGUACGCGCUGCGGGGAUUGGUCCGUUACGCGUGGUUGCUGGAGUCGAGCGACGCGUGCCUCCUGCGACCCGGGCAGGACGACGACGACACCGACGACGACGUCGAAGACGACGACGACGACGACGACGAUGACGUCGUCACGUCUGUGAGUGAUGACGUGAGCGCUACUGAGAUCGACGACGUCGGUGAUUCGUCGUCGGCCGCAAGCGGGGAGGAUUCCGUAACCGCGCACGAAGGCGACGCUCUCUUGCGGACCGUCGAGGAACAUCUGAACGUCCUGCUGCGUAAGUACGAGCUCAACACCAUCACGGUGACGCACACCGAUGAGUGUCUGAGUCGUGCCGCGUUUCAGAUGAUGAUCGAAGACGUCUCGGCCGAGCACGUGCCGGAGCUGCAGAGCGACAGCGACUGGAUGCACAUCAUGGUCACCCUGUUCCUCGCCGCGCUCGAGAUCGACAUCAGCGCCGCCUGGGCGCCGCUGCUCGGCGCCGUCGGCUACGUCGCGCAGCACGCGCGCGCCGGCCGACCGCUUCCGUUUCCGCACAUGCCGCUGCAGGUCGCCGAGUGCGAGGUCUGUUUAACGGUGGCGACGCUGCGAGCGCGACCCUGCUGCGCGCUGCUCGUCUGCGAGCAGUGCCUGCAGACGUACGUGCACGUGCAGAUCGGCGACGGCGUCGCGCAGAUCGACUGCUGCAACGCCGACUGCGGCGGAUUCAUGCAUCGCGACGAGAUCAUGUUCAUGCUCGUCGAUGCCGAGACGAAAGAGAAGUUCGUGCGAUAUCUUGUCGACGCAAAUAACGACCCGAGACAGAAGACGUGUCCCAGGUGCAACAAAAUUAUGACUCUCGAACGCGAGCCCACCUCGGGAAAAAGAAGCGCCGUGACUUGCGUAGACUGCCACCUGGUUUGGUGCUUUCCCUGCCAUGCCCCGUGGCACGAGGGACUGUCGUGCAAAGAGUACAGAAAGGGCGACAAACUGCUGCACGAGUGGGCAAAGCAUAACAGCGAGGAAAUGCGUCAACGCAACGCCCAGAGAUGUCCCAAAUGCAAGGUAUAUAUUCAGAGAACUUCCGGCUGUGACCACAUGCAGUGUGGAAUGUGCAAGACUGAGUUCUGCUACCUGUGUGGACAACGUUUUAUCGCGCUGGGUUUGUUAGGCAACCACGGGAGCAAGUACAGCAUAUUUGGUUGCAAGUACGCAUUUCGACCAGAACAGACGUGUAUUCGCAGGCUCGUGCGGGGAUCCAUAUUUGCAGGUAAAGUAGCGGCGUCUCCUGUUGUACUUACGUUGGCGGCGGCUGGAGGAGCUCUGGCGGUAGGUGCCGCUGUUGUCGCCUUGCCUUACGGGAUGUACAGACUCGGGAAAAAGGCGAGCAAAAAAUUGGAAAAGCGGAAAGAGGAGAGAAAGGAAAGAAAACGCAGAAAGGCACUUCUCAAAUCUUUUCAUGACGGAAUAUUAGUCAUUUCGUCGCCAAUUGAUAUGAUAACGGUUAAGCCAGAGGAGCUCCCGUUGUAACGUUUUAGUUCUUACUCCUAUAGCUCUCGACUACUCGAGGUGUUAUCCGUGAUCGUAUGUUCGGGUCUACGUAUAUUAUUAAGAUAUACCGCUGUACGCAUUAUACAUAAAUUAGCCAACACUGAAGGUACGUAUUUCAAACACACACAUAUUUAAUAGUUGGUAAUGACGGUAACAUAUAUAUGCCCGUAAUAGUGAACCGUAGUGUACAGCUGUGUACGCGACAUACAAACAUGAACUUACAUAUCUAUAGUAGUCUUCGUCAACGGUGAAAGCAGUACGAAUAUCUCUUGCCACGUUCGUAGUAGUGCAAAUAGUAGAGACGGCCGCUAUCUAUCCCGUGCUGCGUGCACACUGUUAUAUAUACCGCGCCCUCCUAUUGUUUAGGUUCUGGUCACGCUGCAUAGUUCAGCGCCCGAGGUCAGCUGCGCGUUUACACAAAAGGCUUGUUAUUAUGCAAUUAUCCUAUGUCUAUCUAUUUUGACUAUUUCUGUAUUACAUUACUCCCUUACCAUAUGACAAGUUGGGAGCCGUACUAUUGCGGCGAACAACUUCUGUUAACGUUGUGAUGCUUGCUUUUAAUACGUAUAUUUUUUGUAACCGGAAAGACUAAAUUAUCUGUGCAUCUAAACUUUACUCUUCUCUAUUAUCUAUUCCUUCCUUGUUUUGCUUCUUUAUGGCUAUGCAUUAUGCUAUUUCAUUUUUAUUUUGUUACUUAAAACACCUCCACCUAAUUUUACUUAACUAAAUUAACUAAAAUUUACUUUAUAUUCUAUUAAACAUUAUUUUCUGUUAUAUAAUAAUAAACAAUCUAGCGAAGUCGCCGUCGUCCUCGUGGUCCGUUGGUGUGGGGUCCGUGUCGUCGCUGUGGUGGU